AAGCGCUAUUAACGAAUUAAUGAAGUUUUAUCUAUAUAAGAAUCACCCUCAAGGGCUUAAUCUCAAACUUUCACCAGAUCCGCGAAAGGUUCAGAAACUUAAAUCGGAAGACGAAGGCUAAGGCGCACUCUCUGGUCUCUCCCCCUCUCUCCGCCAGGUCCUUCUUGGAAUCGAACAGACAACUUUCUUUUCUGAAGGUCCUAUCUGCAAGUGAUCGCAGCAUCAGGAAUAGGCAUAUGGGUCAGAUCCAGUAUUCCGAGAAAUAUUUCGACGAUGAUUACGAGUUCAGGCAUGUCGUUCUCCCUCCCGAAGUGGCUAAAUUGCUCCCAAAAAAUCGCCUUCUCUCGGAAAAUGAAUGGCGAGCGAUCGGUGUUCAGCAGAGCCGCGGAUGGGUUCACUACGCGAUCCACCGCCCAGAGCCUCACAUUAUGCUCUUCAGGAGGCCCAUCGACUACCAGCAGCAGCAGGAGAACCAAGCUCAGUAAUAGAUGAUCGCGAAGUGAAAGAAAAUUUACUCUAAAUUCCCAACAUGCAUUUCUUUCUUGAUUCUCUCUCAAUUUUUUCAUCCAGAAAAGAACACAGGGUUAGGAUUUCUAAUCUGUGACAAGUAAUGUUCUCAAGUUAUUGGAUGGGAAUGUAUCUUAGAACCAUCGUUUGUUUCUUGUUGGGGAUUCAAUACUAUUCAUGACAUUCUUACUACUA
Macadamia integrifolia is the source of this 702-nucleotide messenger RNA. RefSeq names its product cyclin-dependent kinases regulatory subunit 1. The coding region runs from base 237 to 485 and encodes 82 amino acids. Gene Ontology annotation, biological process: regulation of mitotic cell cycle. The record is from RefSeq and is a predicted model, not a curated record. NCBI's taxonomy places the organism in Eukaryota, Viridiplantae, Streptophyta, Magnoliopsida, Proteales, Proteaceae. Gene Ontology annotation, cellular component: SCF ubiquitin ligase complex; cyclin-dependent protein kinase holoenzyme complex. The transcript has 4 exons. Gene Ontology annotation, molecular function: histone binding; protein kinase binding; cyclin-dependent protein serine/threonine kinase activator activity.